Eutrema salsugineum is the source of this 1908-nucleotide messenger RNA. RefSeq names its product probably inactive receptor-like protein kinase At2g46850. Gene Ontology annotation, molecular function: protein tyrosine kinase activity; ATP binding; polysaccharide binding. Lineage: Eukaryota; Viridiplantae; Streptophyta; Magnoliopsida; Brassicales; Brassicaceae. Bases 1 to 1908 code for a protein of 635 amino acids. The record is from RefSeq and is a predicted model, not a curated record. Gene Ontology annotation, biological process: protein phosphorylation. The transcript is spliced from 3 exons.
AUGCAUCCUCUGUUUCUCCAUUCUUCUUCCUCCUCUGCUCUGUUUCUACUUCUUCUCCUUCUCCUCACUCUCCAAACCCUAACCUCCAUCUCUCUCUCUCAGCCGGAAGCUCUCCGUUCACCGGAAAAGUGUGGAAACUUCUCCAUCUCCUUCCCUUUCCAUCUCUCCUCCCCUUCCUCCUCCUCCGUCGCUUUCCAUCUCUCCUGCGAAAACUCAUCAACUCUGUUUCUCCACAUAAACCACCAGACCUACCGAAUCAUCGAAUUCUUCACCGACGGUCUCCUCGUAGACUUCCCUUCUUCUCCUUCUUGUCGUCAAUUCAACGACUUACGCUCUUUCCCAUUCUCCGCAAACCAAUUCUUCUCCAUCUCUUUCGAAAACGUAAUCGGCCUUUACGACUGCGAAGAUUCCUCUCUCUGUAAAGCCGGCUGCGAAACCAACGACCUCUUCGGCUGCGAUGGCAGAGAAGAAGACGAAACCUCCGGCGGAGAUAUCGGUUGCUGCUACCCUUUGUCCGAUCACAGUGCGUGGCGUGCCGGCGAAGAUUUCUCUGUUUUUGGUAAAUAUGGAUGCAGAGGAUUCUCUUCGUGGGUUGUUCCGAGAGGGACGAACAGAGGAAAACGAGGAGUUAAGUUAGAAUGGGCGAUUCCGAGAAACUCUUCCGAGGCUAUCUGCGAUCGUGAGGCUCGAACUGUCAACGCUACGGCUAUUCAAGCAAGUGUUCGAUGUGUGUGCCGAGAUGGGUUCAUCGGCGAUGGUUUCUUCCAUGGAACAGGUUGCUUAAAGUCUUGCUACAGAGAUGGGAAGGAAGUAUAUGGAGACAAAUGCGAGAUCAAGAAACACAACGGGAAGAAACUCACCGUUUUAGCCGGAGUUUUAGCUCCUCUCUUCAUACUCGGAUCACUCUUAGCACUCUUCUGUCUCCUAAAACGUCCAGUAACAACAACUCACAAUGAUCAACAAUUCGAUCUCUCUACGAGAACAACUACUACAAGUGUUUCGUUUCGGAAAGGUUACAACAAGACUCGUCUCUUCACAUACUGUGAGCUAGAAGAAGCCACCAAAGGGUUUCAAGAAUCACAGAAACUCACACAAGGCAAGACCGGAACAAUCUACUCAGGCAAUCUAACAAACGGAACACGUGUGAUCGUCCACAAGGUUCUCUGCGAAAACCAGAUUGAAUUCUUGGAGAUUUCGUCUCAGAUUGAUCAUCUAUCAGCGGUUCUGCAUAGAAACCUCGCCAGAAUCAUAGGUUACUGUAUGGAUAUUGGACACAAUCCACUCGUUGUUUACGAGUAUCCUGUAAACGGAUCGCUUGAAGAUCGAUUGCGUCUAGGGCUUGACUGGUGCAAGAGAGUUAACAUUGUAGCUGAAGUGGCUGGCUUACUUGCUCUGCUUCAAUACGAGAACUAUCCACCGAUUCUUCACAACCACAUUGGUUCUGGUUACAUCUUCUUAGACGAAGAUUUUCAAGCUAAAGUCACAGGUUUUGGAUUACAGAGGAAACAGAGGAUUGAUUGCAGUAUGUACGAUUUUGCGGUUUUGCUUCUGGAGAUUGUGACUGGAUUGAAACAGAAAGAAGAGACGGUGACUCAAGCGUUACAGAGGAUUAGAAGCGGUAAGCUUGAAGAGAUCGUGGAUCCUUGUUUGUAUUUUCAUGAGCAGCCAGUGGCUUUGAGGGAGCAGAUUGGUCUAGUUGCUGAUAUCGCAACCCGGUGCGUUUUGUUCGGUGGUGAUGGGAAAUUUGGGGUGGUUGAUGCGGCUAGAGAGCUGUUACAGAUCGCUGGAAAUAACGGUGGGGGCGGUUGCGAUAAGAAAGGAGAUGGAAUAGAGGAAACGUUUUCGAAUUCGAGCUUGCUUCAGAUGAUUUCUAUGUCACCUGAUUCUAUCUACCUCCCUAAGACCUAA